AACUCUUCUUACAUAUUUGUUGACACUGCUUGUAACAUACCUAAACAUUGUCACAACGACUGAACGAGGGACCAAAAAUGCCGACUUGUUUGAGAGCUAAAUGUGUGGUUGUGGGUGAUUCUGCAGUUGGGAAAAGCUCACUCUGUCAGGCAUUUCAUAGUGAUGGCUCGCAUUUUCCAAAGAACUACAACAUGACUACAGGAGUGGAGCUUCUCGUGAAGCAUGUCAACAUUCCAGAUUCAAAAGACAGUGUGGAGAUAUACAUGUAUGAUUCUGCUGGUAAAGAAAUUUUCUCAGAAAUGGUGCAAAAAUUUUGGGAACAUCCUUCAGUAAUCAUGGUGGUCUAUGAUGUGACCAGUGAAACUUCCUUCUCUAGUUGUGCCAAGUGGCUAGAACGGGUGAAAUCUCAAAAACUAGAUGUACAUAUACCAGGGGUCCUGGUAGCUAAUAAAAUAGAUCUGGAUGAGAGAAGGGUGAUCAGUCCCAAGGCAGGCAUGGAAUUUGCUGAGAGCAAUGGGCUCAAGUACUUUGAAUGUUCAUCUAAAGAAACACAGAAUGUGGAUGCAGCUUUCUACUACCUUGCAAAUGAGUUUCACAAGUUGUAUCAAGACAGACUAGAGACUUUUAAAACUUUGUCAUAAUGAACCAAUAUUUUCUGUAUUCUGCACAUUCCGUCCUUUAAUUGC
Messenger RNA from Saccostrea echinata, 686 nucleotides. RefSeq names its product intraflagellar transport protein 27 homolog. The record is from RefSeq and is a predicted model, not a curated record. Gene Ontology annotation, molecular function: GTP binding; GTPase activity. Gene Ontology annotation, cellular component: Golgi apparatus. The transcript is spliced from 7 exons. NCBI's taxonomy places the organism in Eukaryota, Metazoa, Mollusca, Bivalvia, Ostreida, Ostreidae. The coding region runs from base 78 to 641 and encodes 187 amino acids.